AGGAGCCCUCUGCGCGGGGCCUGCCUCUUCCGGCCUGAACGCAAAACUCCGGAGACGGAAAAAGCCGGCCGAGGGAACCCCGGGUGUAAUGGACACCUGGAAAAUAUACUCACCAAUUUUAAAUCUGUCUCAUCACUUCUGUGGCUCAGUGAUCUUCCGAUUUCUUCUGAAAUCGUGGCGUGCCUUGGUCCCUAGCCCACAAUGUGGAGCCACCUAUUUGGCCUGGGCUGCAAGGCAGGUCUUCCUCUCUCCUCCCGCAGCAGAGCAGGACUUACAAUCUUGUGGCAACAUUUAAGUACAAUGAAGGUGGAAUCGGCUGAAUUCCAGUCCCUCUUCACACCAGGACUCAAAAGUGUAGCAGAACUGUUUGACAGAACAAAUUAUGAACUCCGAAUAGCCGGAGGUGCUGUGAGGGACUUACUCAGUGGCAUGAAGCCACAAGACGUUGACUUUGCCACCACUGCCACACCUACUCAGAUGAAGGAGAUGUUCCAGGCUGCGGGUGUCCGUAUGAUCAACAAUCGAGGGGAAAAACAUGGAACCAUCACUGCCAGGCUUCAUGAGCAGAACUUUGAAAUUACCACACUUCGGAUUGACCUAAUUACUGAUGGGAGGCAUGCAGAAGUGGAAUUCACGACUGAUUGGGAAAAAGAUGCUGAGAGGAGAGAUCUCACAAUUAAUUCUAUGUUCCUAGGCCUGGAUGGCACACUUUAUGACUUUUUCAAUGGCUAUGAUGAUUUAAAAAACAAAAAAGUCCGAUUUGUAGGACAUGCGAACCAGAGAAUACAAGAAGAUUACUUAAGAAUUCUGCGAUAUUUCAGGUUUUACGGCAGGAUUGCAGAAAAGCCUGGUGACCACGAACCCAAAACUCUGGAAGCCAUCAAAGCAAAUGCCAAAGGCCUGGCUGGGAUAUCAGGCGAGAGGAUUUGGAUGGAAUUGAAGAAGAUCCUUGUUGGGAAUCAUGCAAAUCAUCUUAUUUGCCUAAUGUAUGAACUCGAUGUAGCCAGCUACAUAGGAUUGCCUGUUAAUGGGAACUUACAAGAAUUUGACACAGUCUGUAAAAAUGUUCAGAAUCUCUUUCCAAAACCAAUGACAGUUCUAACAUCACUGUUAAAGGUCCCAGAUGACAUCUCAAAACUGGAUUUAAGGCUGAAAAUUUCAAAAGAUGAAAAAAACCUUGGCCUGUUUUUACUGAAGCACAGGAGAGACUUGGUCAAAGCUAUUGAUACUACAGAACCACUUAAGCCAUAUCAAGACUUCAUUAUAGAUUCGAGGGAAGUUGAUGCAACAUCCAGAAUCUGUGAGCUUCUAAAGUAUCAAGGGGAGGAAGGUCUUCUGAAUGAAAUGCAACAGUGGUCUGUCCCUACUUUUCCUGUGAGUGGCCAUGACAUUAGAAGAACAGGAAUUUCAUCUGGGAAAGAAAUUGGUGUCCUGUUGCAGGAGCUACGGGAUCAGUGGAAAAAGAGUGGAUACAGAAUGGAGAAAGAAGAACUCUUAAGCUUUGUAAAGAAGGCAUAAAGCAAAGAGAAGGUUUAACAUGUAAAAUAGUGAGUGAAACUGUAUCCGACUCCAUGUGUAAAUAGUUUAUCUUCUUGCUCAGAAUGGCACUUUCUUCCAAGAUCUUUUGAAGCAAUCUGAACUUUGUGUGGUUUUUUACAAAAGAAAAUAUAUAAAAUAUUUUGCAAGCGA
Messenger RNA from Anolis sagrei ordinatus, 1689 nucleotides. Lineage: Eukaryota; Metazoa; Chordata; Lepidosauria; Squamata; Anolidae. The record is from RefSeq and is a predicted model, not a curated record.